Ylistrum balloti is the source of this 3988-nucleotide messenger RNA. Its product is annotated as syntenin-1-like. The coding region runs from base 178 to 1080 and encodes 300 amino acids. Gene Ontology annotation, cellular component: plasma membrane; cytoplasm. Gene Ontology annotation, molecular function: protein binding. NCBI's taxonomy places the organism in Eukaryota, Metazoa, Mollusca, Bivalvia, Pectinida, Pectinidae. The transcript has 8 exons. The record is from RefSeq and is a predicted model, not a curated record.
AGGACACACAUGUGUGUUGUGCACGCUUGGGGCUGAUCAUGUUCUUAAGAUACAGACAUUGAUUUUAACUGAAAUUUCUCUCUACACACUACAGCAGGCAUCUGGCAAUUCAUUUGUGAGCCAUCAUAUAUAUUUGUCCAACAGACUGAUUAUAAUAUAUUCAUCAACGAUAAAAACAUGUCGCUGUAUCCAACAUUAGAAGAUAUGAAGGUCGACAACAUGGCCAAGGCACAGAUGCAGCACGAGGCAGCAGCACAUGGGCAGCCACAGGUGACCUAUCCACAGCAGCAGCCACCUCUUGUAUACCCUCAGCAGGGCGCGAGUGGGAGCAUGUACCCAUCUCUACAGGGUGAAUACAUGGGCAUGCAGCUCAGCCCCGAGACAUACAAUCAAUUCCAGAUUGUACCACAGCAACCUAUGGCGGUGGGUGUACGACAGACAGGUGGAGGACAGACACAGGUUGCCCCCAUCACUGGCAACAACAAGGGACUCCAACGGGCAGAAAUCAAACAGGGCAUCAGGCAGGUGAUAGCAUGCAAGGAUGCUGACAACAAGAUCGGGCUGCGAUUAAGACAUGUUAACAAGGGUCUGUUUGUGGCCUUAGUACAGGACAACAGUCCAGCUGCUCUGGCUGGCCUCCGAUUUGGUGACCAGAUUCUGCAGAUUGACGAGAACGACGUUGCUGGUUGGGACACUGAUAAGGCACACAAAUUUCUGAAAAAUGCCUCACCUGAAAGGAUUGUGUUUGCUGUUAGAGACAGACCGUUCGAGAGGACCAUCUCUAUGCAGAAAGACAGCAAUGGCUACAUUGGCUUUGUCUUCAAGGAUGGAAAGAUUAAAUCUCUGGUGAAGGAUUCAUCAGCAGCAAGGAAUGGUGUUCUUAUUGAACAUCAACUGAUAGAGGUCAAUGGUCAGAACGUGGUGGGACUCAAGGAUGAUAGAGUUGGGGAGAUCUUCGAUGCUGCUGGCAGGACAGUGACCAUCACCAUUAUGCCAACUUUCCUUUACGAACACAUUGUAAAAUGCAUGGGUAACAGUAUAAUCAAGAAGCUGAUGGACCACUCCAUCCCUGAUGUGUAAAACACUGUGGUACACUGAUAAAUAGACAUCUAAACAUUAUGUGUUGUGUCUCUGAGGGAAGAAGGGGAUCUCCAGUGCAUCACACCAUUAUCAACAUUCCUUGUCACCUUGGCAAUCUGUCCAAAACAAGGAAUUGUUUCAUUCUGACUCAUUGUACAUUUCAACAUGUAACUUUCGCAUUUGUCGCAGGCUUUUUGUUUAGAGAAUCUUGUUCAGCUUGUGUAUUGCUGAAUUAAAUAUUUUGUGUUAUAAAAUUUACCAUGUUGAUUGUCUGUAUAAUGAUAAAUCAUAGUAAUUAUAUAGAAUUAUAGAGAAAUAUCACAAGCAUGUCUCUUAUUAUAUGUGUAUAUUUCCUACCUACCCUAACUUUUGAGAGCAGAAUUUGAAAGCAAAAUUUUUAGUUUGAGCAUUCAAGUCUUUUUUAACCUUAGUUUUAAUGUUGCACCUGUUAUUUAUAGGAGUAUUCUAUUUGAAAUAAAACUUUCAUGUGAUUAGCUACUGAAAGGAGAAGUAUGAUGAGUGACAGAAAGGAAUUGGUCAGAGACAGAAGUGAAUGUGUUCAUUUACGGAAAGGAAUGUGAAAAAUGAUGGGCAAGUCAGCUCUAGGUUAGAGGCAGUGAUGAUCAGUGUUAGAAAUAUCAUACUAGGGAAACAUUGUUUUUCAAUAACUGAAUUAGAAUUAGGAUUAUCCUGAAUGAUGUAAAGAGUUCAAUCCAUCUUGUUGAAGGUGUUUUCACUAUUUCUAUCAGUUGUACAUUUUAGUGCUGCCUUGGGAUUUUAAACUAGCAGUGCGAACAUUACGUUUAUGUAAACUUUUUUUUUUUAAUCACCUCAAUUAGGUGAAAGUUGGCAGUGGUAAUAUAGCAUGUUGCUUUAACAACACAUGUACCUAGGGUUCACUGAAUGAUAAAUAUACCUUGUUCUCAUGUUUUUAAUAAAAAGAAAAUUUGAUCUAUUUGAUCCAGGAAAAGUUUAUAUUUAACUUGGUUCUUAAAACCCUAGUCCAGCUUAAUAACGUAACAAAAUAAAUAAUCUAUGUUUUGACUUAAUAAAGGAGGUUCAAAACUAGAGAAUACAUUUAAUCAUUUGAAGGCAAAACAAAUUCCCAAAAACAGAAUUGCUACAGACUGGCAUAUCAUUGAAUUACUAGGACUUGUUUUUGUAGAAGUCUUUUUAUUUCCUAAUUUAUUUUCUAUCACACAAUAAUAAGAUGUAAGAUGAUUUUUUAAUUAUUAUGAAAAAUUAAAGGUCAACCUGAGUGCAAAAUUAUUUAUUUUUUUAUGUAAAUAUGUAACAUAUCCUGAUCUGAAAUGUAAAAAUAAAAUGGUAUUUGAGUUGGAAACAGCCUUCUUCACUGUGUGGUGAAAGCUAAUCAGCCAUGGAAAACAUGGACCAGAAGUGACACAUCCAAGGGCAUUCUAUUUAUUUGUAAGGAAUAUUACUCUGAUUAAUGACAUGCACACUGUUUCACAAAACCCCACACUGUUUGGGUAAUGGGACGUAUUAUACUGUUCCUUAGUAUCUGUUUUCACCUUAUUUGAUACAAUCUUGAUAUACAUUUCAAGUGUCAACACAUACAAAAUAAAAGCAUGCAAAAUAUACCUGUACUGAUAUAAUGAUGGUAGACCAUGAUUAUCCCAGUGUAAUUGGGAUGAGAAUGUACACAGUUGUGUAUCACAAGCUUAAGACCUAUUUUCUGGAGUUUUGAUUAACAAUGGUCCCCUAUCAUAGAUAGGGAUUUCUGGUUUUACCUCUCGCGAUCUGCCUAAUCUUUCUUCCAUGUAUUAUAAUCACAAGUCUAAGGUUAGAUUUUGUCGCUGCUUUCAUACAUAUGUGUGCGGUGUUGAUGGCCGUGGAAGUAGAAAGACCACAUAAUAUGUGAACACACUCAGGUUGGCCUUUAAGCAUGUGUUGUUAUAUAGGAAGUUAUAAAAUGCAUUGUUAUGACAUUGUUUUGAUUGUUAUAUAAAGUGAUCUGCUACAUAAUUUAGUAUGUAUCAUCUAUAAACCAUAUUCAAACAAAUACAAUUAAUGAUUACAACUCCAGGUUUUUUUUUUCUUAUCAGAUUUUGUGAAGAACUAUGUCAUUUGGUAUGUGACUGAAAGCCUACUGAUAUCAAAAGGCACUGAAUGAUUUGGUCAGAGAAGAGAGCUUAGUUAAAUGAGGGUUAUUGAUUAGGAGAAAAAUGGCUGAUUAGAGACCUGAAAGUCAUAUCUAACGUUUCCACCUUAGAUAUGAGAAAGUAUUGAAACCAUUUGUGUAUCCUGAAACACAUCUCAGUAUUAUUUUUAAUAAGCAGAAAUUAGCUGUUUUUUCAAACUAGUCUUACUUAAAGAUUAAAUCACUAUUAUGUUGAGGUUAUCGGGAUGUAACUACAAUUUAACACAUGCAAAUGGAAAAACUGGUGAUGCCAGUUCUGUAAAAUUUGUAGUUAUCUCCCCUGAGAACCUGAACAAAACAGAAAGUUGAUCUUUAUAUUUACAGGUUUCCUUAAUCAGAAUACAGAUGUGUUUUAUGUGCACAAGGGAAACUUUCAUUAUCUGUAAAUAUUGAUAAUGAGAAUUACAAAAGUCAUAGAAUCAAUCGCAAAGGUAACUUAUCAUUCACAAUGCUGCAACUUACCAUUCAAAUGCUGCACAUGAAUAUACAUUUUCAUACAACACCUUUGCUCUCAUUAAUUGGCUGAUUUUAUCAUCUGACUGAAGUAUGUCUGUGACCAUUUUGAAGACAGAAUUCACUGUUUUGUAACUAAAAAUUAAAAAAUGAUUUUAACAUCAUAACAUCCCAGUAGGAUGAAGUUGGCUGGAUACUGAGGCAAUCUCAUUUGACAUAGUCCUAAAUGAAGUGUCAUCUGAUAGAAUGAUCGAUGUAUUUUUUUCUUAUUUGAUAAUAAAAUAAUAACAUGAA